Messenger RNA from Symbiodinium natans, 2118 nucleotides. The record is from the annotation of a GenBank genome assembly. NCBI's taxonomy places the organism in Eukaryota, Dinophyceae, Suessiales, Symbiodiniaceae.
AUGGCGCUCUUGGCUUGGGCUUGUGCCAUCCUUGGGUUGGCGGUUGUGCACCUUGUGCACCUUGCGCACCCUCUUGUGCACCGCUUCCCCUCCCUGGCGAGGGCUGCAUGGUGUUGGCCCAUGAAGGAACCUCGGUGUGUGUUGCCCAAGGUCACAGGUGGGGCGUGCCUUCACGAGGGAAGGGAAGUCUUGGAGCUUCGGCCGGGGGAAAGUUGUAUUCCGAGCUGCAUGACCGGGACCCUGGCUGGAUCGUGCACAGAGCUGACAUGUCCGCCUUCGGGCCCCGAACCGACAUGCCUUGACGACCUGCAGACUGCAGCUUGGUGGAACCUAUGCAGCUAUGGUUCAGAAUGCCAAGACGUACUCGAGCUAGGCACACCCAGAUGGGAAACAUUCGGCCACUUCAGCUGCGGACCUCUAGGGCCUUCGGCCUGCGAAUCGGUGGUUGAGGGGAGCGCUGCCCCAAAGACAGAAUCCAUACUACAGAGCCUGGACACGGCCACAGUGGCCGCAUUCUGCGUAUUGGCCUUGAUUGCCAGGUUCAGCCGAUUGACGUCCGAUUGUGUUUCCUACAGCUGGGUUCGCAGCAACUUUGCGCGAGCUUGCUGUACCAAGGGUUUCCUACACUGGUCGAUGGCCAAUGCCUUCGGAGUUCUUUCCAUUGCCAUCGUCUGUUUGUGGUUGUGUCUGCUGCCUCUUGCACACCGGUCAACCGGCACCGCAGCGGGGUUGAGUACACUCUUGACAGUGGCCUGGGCCUUUUCAAGAGCAGGAGUUCACGACUAUGUCUUGAUGUCUCGGGAGAAUGCCUGGCGUAUCCAUUACAGCUGCGGGGCACUUACCAUCGUCAUCGGGAGCGUCCACGGUGCACUCAACCUGGCAGAGCAGGGGCUUCUCCGGGUUCUGUCGAGUCCACAUUGGCUCUGUGGGGUCUUGAGCCUUGUUGCCAUGGUCCUGGCUGUACUUCCAGCCACAGUGCGCACAUUGCGAUACGACCGGUUUAAGCAGAUUCAUUUCAUGGGCAUUGUCGGCUACAUGCUUGCCCUUGCACACAUGCUGGGCCACGCCCUGCACAUGCGGACGCUGGCAUCUGUCCUCAUGGCAGCGUUCAGUGCCUGUAUUUUGGUGUGGUAUGUCGCACAGAAAUGGUACGUUUAUAUGUCGUCGUGCCAGGUUGAAAUACAGCAUGCAAAGGUGACAUCCGACAGGUCUGGCGAAUACCUGUUUCUAUCACUGGCAGCAAAAGAUUUUUCAUUCAAGCCAGGGCAGUGGGGUCACCUCUUAGCAGUUCAGGUGUCUUCGGUACCUCAUCCUUUUACCUUGAUACCGGGAGAAGGGAAUGCAAACGUACAGAUCUUCAUCAGGACCCAUGGUGAAUUCACAGGCAAGUUGGCCAAAGCUUGCCAGGGUCCGGAUCUUCCGAGGUUGAAGCUGCAAGGGCCCUACGGACUGUCCCGCGUGCCCUCGUGGGGAAGAUCCGGAAUAUCCGCAACCUCCCGGACAGUCUUCGUGCUGGGUGGGAUCGGGGUCACGCCAGCAUUGUCCUUGGUUCCGGUGGCUGCCCAGAGCACUAAGGUGCCUGUAUUCUGGUCACUGCGCAGCCCUGCACUUCUGCACAGGGUGACGCCGCUCCUGGAGCCCUACGUAGACCCUGCCAAAAGCCGCAUACAACUCACGCUGUCGCCACAGGAUCCACAGGCUUGCAUGCAGGCUUGCGCCACCCUCAAGCCGGCCCACGACAAGUUGGAUGUCAGCAGUUGGCUCGUACAGCUGGGCCAGGAUUUCGCUCAAGAAGGCAUUUCUGAGGCCAUGAUUUUUGUUUGUGGCCCGCCAGCCCUCGUUGCUGCAACAAGUGCUUCGGUGCGGCAGAAUGCUGGCGGUUUUGUGUGGCACAUGCACAUGGAGCAGUUCCAUUUCCUUCCUUCGUGCCUCUGGGGAAGUUCUCCGAGUUCCCGAAGGGAAGACCCACCAAUACAGUGCCGUGAUCCACAGAUAGUUGGGGUGCAAAGUGUUAUGCCCGGUGUGCAAAUGGCACGUGGCGACCGAGGAGGUGCGAACACGACCUGCGCUGCCUUCUGCGGCCCGCGGCUCUCAUCGCUGAUGAGCUGCGGCACCUAA